Messenger RNA from Amphibalanus amphitrite, 3434 nucleotides. RefSeq names its product angiotensin-converting enzyme-like. The coding region runs from base 428 to 2521 and encodes 697 amino acids. Gene Ontology annotation, biological process: proteolysis. NCBI's taxonomy places the organism in Eukaryota, Metazoa, Arthropoda, Thecostraca, Balanomorpha, Balanidae. Gene Ontology annotation, molecular function: metallopeptidase activity; peptidyl-dipeptidase activity. Gene Ontology annotation, cellular component: plasma membrane. The record is from RefSeq and is a predicted model, not a curated record. The transcript is spliced from 13 exons.
GUCGUUGAAGCCCAAACUGCCGGAUCUGCGAGACGACAUUCAUAGAGUUCACGGAUUUGAUAUACCUAUUGUCACUGUUUUUAUAUAACAGUGUUCGCUGACAGGUCGCGCCCCUACCUACCGUUGUUGCCACUAAUUCGCGCUUUUGAGACGAGCGGUAGCAGAGACAUAAGAAUCUCUUCAUAUUUCACCGAUUGACUGGUGGCAAUAUGCUGUGUUUCGCCCUCACACGGUCAACACAAAAACUGGGAGGGCGGCUUGGCCGGCGGCAGACCGGUGUUGCUCAACAGUCACGUGCCUACCUGAGGCGGGCUGGUUGGUCGCGGCGCCGCCAGUCGUCGCGCGCGUCGCCGCCCCGGGCACCGGCCGGCGAGAGGCCGGGCGCCGGCGAAACCGGCCGGCGCGGCGGCCGCACUGUGCCGACGCGAUGGCCGCGAUGAGGGUGGUGCUGACGGUGCUGGUGACGGCGGCGGCGGCGGCCGCGCGGCCCCAGGAGGCCGACCAGCCGCCGGCUGUCGAGGUGCAGCCCAAAGAGCUGGCCGGCGACCAGAGCACCUAUCAGGUGGUGCCGGCCGAGGCCGAACAGGACCUGGAGACGAGUGCGCGCGCGCUGCUCGACCUGCUGGAGCCGCAGAGCCAGCAGCAAGCGCAGAAACAGGCGCUGGCCGAGUGGGCGUACGCCUCCAACAUCACCGCCGAGAAUGAGCAGGCCAUGUUGGCGUCCCGGCUCGAGUACGCCCGGUUCGAGAAGGAUCGCUGGAAGCAGGUGACCCAAGUCGACUGGAAAUCCAUCAAGGACGAGAAUGUCAAGCGCCAAUUCAAGGUGCUCUCCAAGCUGGGCACGGCUGCCCUGCCAGAGGACAGGUUGGAGAAGUACGACCAGUUGCAGAGUGGCAUGGAGCGGACGUACAGCACGGCCAGGGUGUGCAACCUGAACGGCACCAGCUGCGACCUCAGCCUCGAGCCCGAUCUGUCGGAGAUCAUGGCCAACAGCCGCGAUCCCGAGGAGCUGGAGCACGUCUGGCUCGCCUGGAGAGAAAACACCGGCAAGAAGAUGCGCAACUCGUACAAGGAGUUUGUGGAACUCAUCAACGAGGCGGCUGAGCUAAACGGGUUCUCGGACGGCACCGAGCUGUGGCUGGACGUGUACGACACCGCCGACUUCCAGUCGCAGAUCGCGCGCCUCUGGGACCAGCUGACGCCCCUGUACGAGCAGCUGCACGCGUACGUGCGCGGCCGGCUGCGCCAGCACUACGGCGAGGAGGUGGUCAGCAGGGACGGCCCCAUCCCGGCGCACCUGCUCGGGAACAUGUGGUCUCAGUCCUGGGGCAAUCUGCUCGAUAUCUGCAAACCGUACCCAGAGAAGGCCAGCGUUGACGUAACACCGCAGAUGAAAGCGCAGGGCUACACGCCGCUGAAGAUGUUCCAGAUGUCAGACGAGUUUUUCACCUCGCUCGGUCUGAUCCCGAUGACGCCCGAGUUCUGGAACAGAUCCAUCCUGGAGAAGCCCGACGACGGCCGCGAGCUGGUCUGCCACGCGUCCGCCUGGGACUUCUACGACGGAAAGGAUGUCCGGAUAAAACAGUGCACGGUGGUCACUCUGGAGGACCUGAUCACAGCCCACCACGAAAUGGGGCACAUUGAGUACUUCCUCCAGUACGCUGGACAACCUCAGAUCUUCAAAACGGGUGCCAACCCAGGUUUCCAUGAGGCCGUCGGAGACACGCUGGCCCUGUCGGUGGCCACGCCUAAACACCUGAAGAAGAUCGGACUCCUGGAAGAGGUCAUCAACGAUCCCGAGGUGGACAUGAACUUCCUGAUGUCGGUGGCGCUGGACAAGAUCGCCUUCCUGCCGUUCGGCUACGUGAUGGACAAGUGGCGGUGGGGCGUGUUCUCGGGCGACAUCUCCGAGGACGACCUCAACUGCGAGUGGUGGAAGCUGCGACUGGGCCUGCAGGGCAUCGAGCCGCCGCAGGUGCGCUCCGAGAUGGACUUUGACCCGGGCGCCAAGUACCACAUCCCCGGCAACGUGCCCUACAUCAGAUACUUCGUGUCGUUCAUCAUCCAGUUCCAGUUCCACAAGGCACUGUGUAUCACGGCCAACCAGUACGACCCCAACGACCGGGCGCGGCCGUUGCACCAGUGCGACAUCUACAACAACAAGGAGGCCGGCAAAAAACUGGCUAAAAUGCUGUCGAUGGGCGCGUCGAAGCCGUGGCCGGACGCGAUGGAGGCCAUCACGGGACAGCGCGAGAUGGACGCCACGGCGCUGCGCGACUACUUCCAGCCCCUGGAGGACUGGCUGAAGCGUGAGAACCAGGAGAACCAGGAGAUCAUCGGCUGGAAGACCGAUGAGCCGGUAUGCACACGCGAGCCGCAGCCCAUCAGCACCCGAGGCGGCGGCGACCACGCGGACGAUGACGACGACGACGACGACGACGACGACAACGGGGUGUCGGCGGCCGCGCCGCUGUCGACGCUGUUGCUGCUGGCGGCGGCCGCGACGGCGCUGUUCCGCUGAGCGCGCGCGGCGCUCAGGGACGCGCCUUUGGACCUGCGGGGGAUACGGGGGCGGUCUCCGACGGCCGGCCUGCCGUGGUCACGGUGAUCCAGGAGUCCUGCGAUGGUUCGUGAAACCAAUAAACAGUCAGCAAGUACGAUAAGGUCCGUCUGGUCAAUGUGGUUGCCGUGAUGUUCUGGCUCUUAUAUGUCAUGACGUGCAAUGAUCAUGUGACUAAGUGGCUUCUGGGGACCGAACUGACGCCCACAUUCCCCCCGGCUAUCCGAAGACCUCGGAUGGCCGAUGAAGCCUACGAGCUGAAGCAGUGAUGCCUUUUACAGACAGACACAUAUCUUUCAGUCCGUCCUAUCAUCAGCUGUGUCGCUGUGUUACUCAGAAUGGUGAAGGUGUUCUUGUUUUGGGUACUUUUCGCGUUGUGAGAAACAAGACAAGCUCUUGGAUGCUAGUAUGUAUUGUAGGAUUCGUAUUAGAUGAUAGUUUCGACCAACCAUCAAAACUGCGACUGUCUAGAUCCGAUGACGGAUGGUUGAACUCGUUUUAGCACGAUAAAUCGUUGCACAGUUGCGUCUAUUGGCACACACAAGGAAGGUUUUGCCGUUGAACGGUUAACAUAUGAUGGUAUAAGCACCCCAGCGGUACCCGUGUGUACCUACCCCAGCAGCAUGGUGGACAGGAUACAAGAUAACAAGAUGUGUUAGAUCAUCGUGAUCGUGUUUAUAUUUGCCAAGAGCCUGUAGGUGCGAAAAACAGCCUUAUGUAACUAGACGAAAUAGUGCCGAUACUUUGUGCCAUUUGCUUUGAAUUGGAAAUAAGGAUGGACACAGGACAACUCCAGAGCUAUGGCUUCUGCGUGAAUGUACUGUAUACAUAUGUACCAUGGUUAGAAUACAGGAAUAAAAUAUAUAAAUAUUGA